Messenger RNA from Pimephales promelas (fathead minnow), 1508 nucleotides. Lineage: Eukaryota; Metazoa; Chordata; Actinopteri; Cypriniformes; Leuciscidae. The record is from RefSeq and is a predicted model, not a curated record.
AUGUCUGCUGCGAUUUCUCCUGCUAUUUUUGCGAUGCUAAUUUUAGUUUCACUACCGGCAGCUUCUCGCUUAGACGUCUAAAUGUGUUGAUAAAUGUUUAUAUUUGUCUUUUGUUACCUAUCUAUUUAAGUAAAGAUACCAUAUUUGAAAUGGACUUUUUAAACCAGAGUGGGUCCAGACAGCGUAAGUUACAGCCGAAGAUCAGGAUGCGAGGCCCCUCAGGGGACCCCAGUGACCCCAGCCCGUUAUUUGACGACACUAGUUCGGUGGUGAACAAACACGGUCACGGCGACGUGGGGAAAGGGCCUGAUGCGUAUCCAGGACAGGCCUUUCUGUCGGACCCCAUGUCUAGCCUCGCCAUGGCCUACGGCAGCAGUCUCGCCACCCACGGCAAAGAGAUGAUGGACAAGAACCUGGAUCGAUUCGUCCCCAUCUCUAAGUUAAAGUACUAUUUUGCAGUAGACACGGUUUAUGUUGGCAAGAAGCUUGGACUGCUGGUUUUUCCCUACAUGCAUGAAAACUGGGAGGUGAGCUAUCAGCAGGAUACACCAGUUGCUCCACGGUUUGAUAUCAACGCCCCAGAUCUGUACAUUCCCGUGAUGGGUUUCAUUACGUAUGUCCUGGUUGCUGGACUGGCUCUGGGCACACAGAACCGGUUUUCUCCAGAGAUUUUGGGCAUUCAGGCCAGCUCGGCCCUGGUGUGGCUCAUCAUCGAGGUUCUGGCUGUGCUCCUCAGUCUUUAUCUGGUAACCGUUAACACUGACCUCACCACCAUCGACCUGGUGGCCUUUUCUGGAUACAAAUAUGUCGGGAUGAUCGUGGGAGUGGUGGCAGGACUUGUGUUUGGCCGGAUGGGAUAUUACCUCUCACUGCUGUGGUGCUGCGUGUCUAUCUUUGUCUUUACGAUCCGAACGCUCCGGCUAAAGAUCCUGUCUGAGGCCGCCGCGGAGGGACGGUUAGUGCGAGGAGCCAAAAACCAGCUGCGGAUGUACCUGACCAUGGCCAUCGCUGCAGCACAGCCCGUGUUCAUGUACUGGCUCACCUUCCACCUGGUCAGAUAAGAGGAACGGCCACGGACAGAAGCUCAGAGAGCCAAUUUGCACACAUGUACUAAUAAACCAAUGGACACGUGUUGUGUAGCCUCAUCAUUGCACAAUAUGAAUGAUCUCAACUGUAGUCGACCAGCUGUCUUUUGUACAUUUCUAGGAGUUUUUGUUGGGUUUUGUAUUGUCUAAUGUACAGUGCAAUUGUAUUUUAUUUUUUUAAUGUCAAUGUCUUUAUUUGCAAAGUUUUAGCAAAGGGUGUUGUCCGGAUGCUAUGACUGCACUUUGGCUGCCUAUUUCCUGUCAUGGUAACCACAAACCGUGUGUGUGUGUGUGUGUUGCUUCUAUACUAGUAAGGCGCUCUUUCUUGUUGCCACUAACAGGUGCAUAAAGAGUCUUUCUUGAGGUCAGACCUUCAUGUUUAAUGCAAGUUUUUACAAAACAAACUUGCUUCAUACAUUUCAG